This is a messenger RNA of Sarcophilus harrisii (Tasmanian devil), 2030 nucleotides long. It is a transcript of the gene SP5, whose product is annotated as Sp5 transcription factor. The record is from RefSeq and is a predicted model, not a curated record. The coding region runs from base 662 to 1897 and encodes 411 amino acids. NCBI's taxonomy places the organism in Eukaryota, Metazoa, Chordata, Mammalia, Dasyuromorphia, Dasyuridae. The transcript is spliced from 2 exons. Gene Ontology annotation, molecular function: DNA-binding transcription factor activity, RNA polymerase II-specific; RNA polymerase II cis-regulatory region sequence-specific DNA binding. Gene Ontology annotation, biological process: regulation of transcription by RNA polymerase II.
UACAAAUCCUUAAUUGCAAGUAAAGAGGGGGAAAAAAGGCGAAGGGGGAUCUAGUGUCUCUAGCAGCCCCAGUGAGGGUCUCCAGGCGGUGAGGCCCCCUUUGAUCAGGAAAAUCCAAUUAUUUGUGUAUAUACAUUUCCCACAUAGUGAUUACUUCAUUAAUUGUCCCGCCUUUAUCUCCUCCCUACCCAUCCCCCCUAAUAAUCAGUUCUUUUAUCCAGACCAACAAACACACCAUAGGAGCUUUGUGGAUUCAAAGGAUUUGCUUUCGCUUCUGAAAGAGCCGCUAUUCUUUGAUGAUUGGGUAGCGGCAAACUUCAAAGCCAUAAAUCUUCCCUCUGACUGGCUGGCGGCCCAGCAAAGUCCUUAUCAAAUUCUUGGAGGUGAUCCUAGAGCACUCAGACAGUCCGCGGAGAGCGCGCGGCGCGGGGCGGUCAGGCAAGGCGAGGCGAGGCUAGGCGUGGGGCGGGGAAGGGGGGGCAGGACAGCCGGAAAGCGGGGAGCGCACUCCAAGGGGGGCAUAAGCGAACAGAGAGGGGCCGAAUACACAGGCGAACGAGCCGGCCGGGCAAAGAAGCUGGGCUGCUCUUCGUCUUCGCCUUGGAGCCUCCAUGCCUCGGCAUUGCCCAGCUGCCCUCCCGUUGCUCCAGGAGUGGUAGCCAUGGCCGCUGUAGCGGUCCUUCGGAACGACUCCCUGCAAGCUUUUCUCCAGGACCGCACCCCAAGCGCUUCUCCGGAGUUGGUCAAACACUCGCCGCUGGCGCUCCUGGCGGCCACCUGUAGCCGAAUAGGACAGCCGGGCUCGGCCGCCCCUCCGGACUUUCUACAGGUCUCCUACGACCCGACUCUGGGAUCACCCUCCAGGAUUUUCCACCCGUGGACUACAGACAUGCCAGCCCACUCGCCAGGAGGCCUACCUCCUCCCCAUCCCAGUCUGGGGUUGACGCCCCAGAAGAACCACCUGCAGCCCUCUUUCGGGGGUGCCCACGAACUUCCCCUCACCCCACCGGCAGACCCCUCCUACCCUUACGAAUUCUCACCGGUCAAGAUGCUACCCUCCUCCAUGGCAGCCCUGCCGGCCAGCUGCCCCCCAGCCUACGUGCCCUACGCCACCCAGGCCGCUCUGCCACCUGGCUAUUCUAACCUGCUGCCCCCGCCGCCGCCGCCGCCUCCACCACCGCCUCCCCCGCCGCCGCCACCUCCCCCGCCGCCCUGCCGCCAGCUCUCCCCUAACCCUGUCCCGGAGGACAUUCCGUGGUGGAGCAUUCCGCAAGCCGGGGCCGGGGCCGGAGGUCCAGGCGUGCCCGGAGGCGGCGUCCCAGGAGGCUGCAGCGGGGGCCACCCGGGUCACCAUGCCCCGCGCUUCCCCGCGGCGGCCACUGCUGCGGCCGCGGCGGCUGCCGCCUUGCAGCGCAGCCUGGUACUGGGCCACUCGGACUUCGCCCAAUAUCAGAGCCAGAUCGCCGCCCUGCUACAGACCAAGUCCCCCCUGGCGGCCACGGCCAGGAGGUGCCGCCGCUGCCGCUGCCCCAAUUGCCAGGCAGCGGGUGGAGCCCCCGAGGCGGAGCCCGGCAAAAAGAAGCAGCACGUCUGCCACGUUCCCGGCUGCGGCAAGGUGUACGGCAAGACGUCGCACCUGAAGGCGCACCUGCGCUGGCACACGGGCGAGCGCCCCUUCGUCUGCAACUGGCUCUUCUGCGGCAAGAGCUUUACGCGCUCGGACGAGCUGCAACGGCACCUGCGGACUCACACGGGCGAGAAGCGCUUCGCCUGCCCAGAGUGCGGCAAGCGUUUCAUGAGGAGCGACCACCUGGCCAAGCACGUGAAGACGCACCAGAACAAGAAGCUCAAGGCAGGAGAGGCCGGGGUCAAGCGGGAGGACACUCGAGAUCUUUGAACAGCCCCACCACCACCAUCCUCGACUCUUGCCACUGCACCCCCUCCCCGCUGUUGCCCCGGGACCUCUUUCCCCGGGAGCCGCUUGCACUGAGGGGAAAGCUUUGGAUUUGUUCAGCACCGCGGCCUUUGGA